Messenger RNA from Colossoma macropomum (tambaqui), 7774 nucleotides. It is a transcript of the gene spg11, whose product is annotated as SPG11 vesicle trafficking associated, spatacsin. Gene Ontology annotation, cellular component: dendrite; cytoplasm; axon. NCBI's taxonomy places the organism in Eukaryota, Metazoa, Chordata, Actinopteri, Characiformes, Serrasalmidae. Gene Ontology annotation, biological process: synaptic vesicle transport; axon extension; chemical synaptic transmission. The record is from RefSeq and is a predicted model, not a curated record.
GCUCUCCGUCAUGUGAUCACCGACAGCACGUGAUAGUCAGUGAUGUCAGUGAUGUGGUGGAGCUGAGGGCUGUCUGUUUUUGCUUUUAUAGGAGGCGUUAUUUGCGUUUGUUUGUACUUUUUCUAACGUUUGAAGGAGGUCUGUUCGUCGCAGCUGUUCUGAGAAUGUGAGACCGUAUCAGACUGCGGGGAGAGGAGUCAGCCUGCUUUGGGUCCUUCAUCCGGCUGGGCAGCGUCAGAGGGAGAGGGAGAGUUUGGAGUUAAGAUCUGUGUGUUGUGCUGUUGAUGUUAUUUCCCUGUUACAAAUAUGUUAAGCAGGCCUGAAGCUCGAGUUCAGAAGUCUUUAGAAGUUGCACUUCUACCUGAAAAUGACGUGUGUAAAGAUGUUGAGAACAUCGUUAAAGCCAAAAUGGCUAAAGGCUGCUCUCUGCUCUGCUGCCUGAAUGUUGGUGGCCAGUUGUUAGUCAGUGAUGUUUCUGAGCGCGGCAGUCUGGUACAUACACUAGAGGACUCAUACACAGACUUUUUCUGGGAGGUGUUGACAGAGCGAAGUAACACUGAUACCAACCCCAGACUCCUGACUGUGGGACCAGAGGGUGAACUCAGACUGCAUGAGGUCGGUCAGGAAAGCCAGCUGUCUCAUCUGUCUGAAUACCCAACACACAGACUGCUGCAGCUUGUCAAGGAGAAGGACCCGAGUGCGAGUAAACUGACCUGUGCAAAGCUGCUGUUGUUUACCGAUGGCCGCUGUUUCCUUCUGCUGAACACGUGUGUGCUGGUACAGCUCCAGUACUUGGAGGGCUCUGCAGAGCCAGAGACUGUGUCUUCCUGUCUAAUCAACCUGCCACCUGAAAUUCGGGAAACAUGCACUGAUUACCAGCUCUGCAGAGGCACUUUGUUUGUGCUGACCAGCGCUGGACUUAUAUAUGUGUUUGAUAGUGUUGAGGGAAAGCACCUGGCCACAGUUGAUCUUCCUGUAUACUAUACAUCAGGACAGAGAGAGGUGGAGUUAGUGAUAUCCCUCUCCUCCUUCUGCCUUCUAAACAUAUCGCAGGACCUCAGCACGGCUGUGGCUGCUACCAGCAAAAACCAAGCGCUGGCACUCGACCUCAAUGACUACUUCAGGACUCAUCCAGAUCAGCUGCUGUGCCAGCAGUCUCCCAGUCUCCUUCCUCUCAUGCCCACAAAGCCCUGUGACCAGGACAGCAUCACCAGCUCAGCAUACAGUCAGUCUGUACUGGGCACUCACUUCCAAACUGACCACUCAUGGGAGGCAAAGUUGGUGCUGCUGUAUAAGCGAGCUAAAGCUCCAGAACCUCCAGCGCUCCGACUGCCCUGGUACAGAGACAUCCCCAACUCAGAGUGCCGUCAAAUGGCUGCCACCGCCAAGCUCAGUCAACCCUCCGUACCAGCAGGGGGUAUCCUGACGUCCUUCGUUGUACCUGAACAGACCACACCAGCCAUGCUGAAUGUCUCAGAAUUCUCAGCAGUGCUUACCUUCACCUCAGCUGGAAACAGCUGCACCACUCUGGCUCACUGGGAUCUGGAGAGUCAAAAUGUGACGUAUCACUGCGUAGAUGCCCCUGCUGCACCUGUUCAGCGGUCAGAGGAGGAACACCUCUCUCUGAUACUAAAAGCAUCAGGCUUGUCUCUGGUGCUCUUCGCGGUUUCUCAGGAGGAGCUGUUGAACAGAUUGAUGGUGUUUGGCAGUGCUGGCGUGGCAGACUCUCUCUGCCAUCUGAAUGCUUGGGGGCGCUGCUCUAUGCCCAUCCAUGCCCUGCAGGCAGGACUGAAGAAUCGGCAGCUGGACAUGGUGGAUUUCUUUUUGAAGAGCAAAGAAAAUAUUCUCUGUCCACCAACAGGCUACAGUAUGCAUGAACAGGCAGCUGCCAGCUCAACACAGAUGCAACUAAAGAAUGCCCAGGAUCUGUGUCCAGCGCUGGAUCUUCUUCACUCUGCUAUCAAAGACACAUACGCCGAGGCUCAGAGUCCACAAUUCUGUGAACAGCUGCUUAACAUCACCCUCAAUUUCCUCAAUACACAGAUCAGAGUCAUUCUCAGCAGCACGCCAGAGCUGGAUGUCAAUCUGCAGGAGUGUGUAAAGAUCUUGAAUGGUUAUAUCUCUGAACUGCGCACCUACAUGAGGAAGUACCCCUGGCUGGUAGGGGGUGAUCAGAUUCCUGCCCCUAAACCUUCACCCGAUAUGACCUUGGAGGAUGAGUGGGAAUCAAUGUCUGUAGAGGAGGUGGUGAAGUGUGCAGUUUUGUGCAGUGAGAUCCCGCGUGCACAGGCGUAUCUGCGCAGACGUAGUUGUCCAGAACAGAAGCUGGAGGAGCUGAGAACAACUGGCCUGAACCUGACCUUCUCCUGCCUCACACAAAGAGACCUGCAGCAGGCCACUGCACUGCUCACUAAUAUGGGUUUCAAUGUGAAAGAACAGCUUCACAAAAUCUGCAUGUACACAGCUGAUCGGGACCUCAGAGCAUUUAUGGUAGAAGAGUUGAAAAGGCAGAAUCACCUCUCCACUGAGGAGAUGGAGAAAGUAGAGUUCAUUAAACAGAUUGAGCAAUUUUGCUUAACACCAGCAACACGGUGUUUAAAUCCUUUGGACAAGAACAGAGUUCUUCAAAUAAGCCAAUCGGAAGCUGAGAGCAGAUGCCUGCUACAGGAGAUGCAUGGACCACUGCAUUCCUCCUUCCAGUCUCUGCUGGGCUCAGUGCGUUUGGACUGGGUCAGACACUGGGACAAUGACACACAGAGAACUGUGCUCCUCUCCAGACUUCCCAGGCCCUUGCUGGGCUCCUGUGACUCUGCUGUGCUGUGGUCAUACCUCACCUCCCUUCAUGACCAGACGCGUGUCACUGCAUGGCUCACAAGCAUGGCUACUCAGGACAGAGAGAACACUGCUGCCCCCCAGUGGCCUGCACUUACCGCUGCCAUUGUGAAUGGAAACACCCUCUGUAGUGACUACAUGAGAGACCAAAUCCUGGACAUGCUUGCCAGGCAGGAGGUCUUUGUGCAGUCAGAGAUGUCUGAUUUUGAGCAGUUGCUGUGGAGGGUGAGUCAGGCUGGAGGAGUGAUGCGGGCUAACAGUGUCCCUCCUGUCCCGCAGUUCCAUGUUUCCCAAGGCCAGGACUUCCAUACACGCUUUAUCCAGCACUGUCUUGAGAAUAGCCUACAUUACCUGCUCUAUACCUACCUGGAGCAUUACAGGUUGACACCCAGUAAUUGCCCUGCUAUUGGAGACAGAGGUUUGUAUGAGAGUUAUCCCUGGUUUGAGAUGAUGGUUAAACUACAGAGAAUUACAAGAGAUCUCACAGACCCAGAGCGAGUGUUCCAGGCUAGCCUGACAAGUGCACAGGUGCUGUUGCCGGGCAGCCAGGCUAGUGUUAGCAGUAUGCUGCUAGAGGGACAUAGCCUCCUUGCUCUCUCCACAAUAAUGUUUGGACCUGGGGGCAUCGAUCAGGUGGUGAGAGAGGGAGAUAAAAGUCAAGACAUCCUGUGCAGAGUGGACCCCCAGCUGCUGAGGAUGGCUCUGAGCGCAUACCCCAAACUCAAAGCUGCUCUUUUCCCCCACAGUGGCCCACGAGGCACCUCAGCUUGUGAUAUUUCCAUCUACCAACUCAUGCAGUCUUUGCACCCAUUGGAUCCCUCCAAACUGUUUGGGUGGCAGUCUGCCAACACCUUAGGCACCGCUGAAACGUCAACUGAGUUUCCCCAUUUCUCCAGCCCUCACCUGGUCAAUAAGUAUGCUCUCAUCGAGAACCUGGACUUCUUAUACUACCUGCAACAUGGCAGGCCUUCUUUUGCCUACGGAAUUUUCAUUAUUCACCAUCUGGCCAAUUCCAAGAAUGUGAAGCUGCAGAUCAGUCUGGCCGUGGAACAGGUGUACGCGCUGGGCCUUCUGAAUUUCAACUCUCCAUCUGUGGCUACAGCAUGUGUGUGUUUCUGUGAGUUGUUGGGUGUCUGCAGUCAGAAGCUGAGGGUGGACAUCAAAGCCCUCAAUCUCAUUCUCAAGCUGUGGAGUCAGAACUGUGAGGAGAACAGCUUAGUCUCCCUCAAACAGUCUCUGGUGGAGAAGGUGAAUAAGCUGGUAGCAGCUGAGAAGCAGACUGCAGAAGAACUGCUGCUGCAUCUGGAAGGAGCAAUAAGGGACAGUGUAGAGAGGAGAUGCAUCAGCAGGUCGUCGUAUGAGGCGGGGCAGGAGUGGGCUCUCCCUGUCCAGUUCUGCCAUUUGCAUGGUCUUCCUCUGAGUGCUGGCUACUUACGAGACUGUGCCAGCGAUGGCCAAUGGCUUAACUUCCUGCUGUUUGUACAGAUCCACCACUACCCUCCUCAACAGGUCAGAUCACUGGUGACUAGCUUCAGUCCAGCUCUGCAGGCCCACCUCUUCCUGGCCUUUCAGGACCUUCAGCUUGUCCAUUCUCAGCAGGGCCUGGAGGGCCAGCGUGACUCCCUCUGCCCUCUGUCGACGGAGGAAAGCUCUGAGUCACCAAAAGAUCUGUUCCAGGUGCUGUUACAGAGCCAGGAGAAGACCAGCCCCUGGAGGCACCUGCUGGCUGAGGCUGUAGAGCAGCACUGUCCACCACUUACAGUGCUGGCAGCAUGCCACCAGGAUGCUGAGCUCUUGCAGUGCUUAUGUGUGUGGAUUUUGACCUCUGUCGAUGAUGACAUUGCCCAGGAGGCCACCGUCCACAUCAAUGAGAAUCCAGCCCACCACACAUGGAAUCUCCAUGACCUGUCAGUCUUAUGGAAAACUCUCCUUCGCAAGUGCAAGAUCAGGCCUCUGAUUCGUGGCUUCCAGCUGUUCCAGCGGGAGUCUCCACUGAUCCACAUGCUGCAGAUGUUCGAGCUCUGCUACGACUACAAAAACUACGAGGGGGCCAAAGACAAGCUACUGGAAUUCCAGAAAUGUCUGCUCAAUUUGAGGAGCAGUGGUAGUGUGAUGGGUUUGGAGUGUCUCCCGGUGCAGUGGGUGGAGUCUCAGGCCUCAGUGCUGCUCCUCAUUCUCAUGCAACAGUGUGGAACGCAGUACGAGCUGCGCAGACUGCUGCAGCUACUGGCUGACAUGGAGCGUCUGCUCAAGUCUAAUGGUCCUGACUUUAAGAAGCUGAGUCAGUUAAGCCAGAUCCUGGCGGAGACCCCCGUGUGCCUGUCCCCAUGCCUGCUGGAGGACUAUACCCCUGAGAACCUGCAGAGGGAGUGCCAGAGCAUGCUCGAGGAGCUUCAGGAGCUGGGCCUCUUCUCCCAGGCCAGGAGAGUGGCUGAACUGGCAGGGCUGCCCAUCGACCGCCUCAUCGUAAAUGAGCUGUUGCGGGACCUGGAGGUGCAGAAGGGCAAGCGGCAGUGGGAGAGGCAGGACACCCGACUGGCCUUCUGGAGGAGAUGUCAUGAGCAGUUCAGGACUGACUGCAUUGGAGCGGAGGCAGCAUGCCAGUUUUUUCUGUCUCAGGCUGAGGAGCCUCUGCAAAAAGAUACAGAACUUCUUCAUGUACAGGAGCGCUGCCUCCUGCUGGGUCUGGCUGGUCACUGGCUGUCCCAGUGCAGUUCCCAUGCUGCUGUGGAGCGCAUGGCUCAUCUGGAGAAGCAACAGUGGCAGUGUCGUGUCCGCCGGCUGGUCCUGACCACUGCUAUGGAGCAGGAGAGCCUGUUUGCACCGGCUGCUGGGGUGGAGGACUCCUUCAACAGCCUCCUGAAGGAAUACUCCUUCUCUAAAAUGGCUGUUCUGAACAAUCCAGCACAUUUGAGCCUGGAUACACUUCCAUCAUCAGAGGAGAGAUGCUUGCUGGUGGGAGAGGAGUGCAAGGCUCUGACCACUUUGAUCGGCCAGCUGUUGGACGAGGGGAACAUUCAUGAAGCAAGUCGUGUGUGUAGAUAUUUUGGACUGUAUCACAAGGAUUUGCGGCUGGUGUUGCAGUGUGAGGGCUUGGCCUGUGGAGAGCUACAGCCGGGCCUGCAGGAACUCCCCAGCCCUGAUGCAGAGAGCAGGAGCAGCCUCCCCAGCUGCUCUAGCACUGGGAGUCUGUCUUCCUUUGUGGUGGUUUCCUCCCCUGAAGACCAGGUUCUUUCCCAACUCCAGCUGCUAGUAGAGCAGUGUCGUCAUGGGAAAAGCUACUGCAAACAGGUCCUCAGCCUCUACGAACUCUCCAAGGAGCUGCGUUGCUCUUAUGUUGAGAUUUCCUCUGAAGAACCAGAGGCAGUGCUACGGAAAGUGCUGCUAUCCCACCAGCCCGAGCGCUAUAAGAAAGCCCAGGCAUUUAUCAGCGUCCAGGGGUUUAAGCCAGACACUGUAGCCCAGCUCAUUUCCUCCACUGUGCUUGACGGACUACUGGCCUCCUCUCAGGAAGGAGAGACAGCAGAGCGGUGCAUAUAUAGCCCAUCUGAAGGUAGAGAAGCCUUCCUGCAGCUGGCUAAGCUAUGUGGAGAUCCCAACUUGGUGGGCAACAAGUUGUUGGACAGCAUCCCCACAGUCCCUCUGGCUGAGCUGGGCUGCACUGUUGAGUUGCUGAUACUGGCCCAUGACUGCUUCAGUCUGACUUGUAACAUGGAGGGCAUCGUCAAGGUCCUGCAAGCAGCCAGGCAUCUCAGCCACACACACCUGGCCCAUGGGGAGGGAUACGGACUGCUGGUGCGACUUCUAACUGGAAUUGGAAGAUACAAUGAAAUGACAUACGUUUUUGACCUGCUCAACCAGAAUCACCGAUUUGAGAUGCUGCUGAGGAAAAAAGUGGAGUCGAACACCAGGUUAAAGACGGCUCUGCUGGACUACCUUAAGCGCUGUCUGCCAGGGGACAGUGAAAAACACAACAUGGUAGCUCUGUGUUUCAGCAUGCGCAGAGAGAUUGGAGAGAACCAUGAAGGAGCUGCUCGAACACAGCUCAAACUCAUUGAGUCACAGCCAUGGGCCGUCACCCCAGAACUCAAAAGUGGCCUGGAGAAAGUCCUCUUUUUGCUCAAAGAUGCUGCUGAAAGUUACUCUAAGGACUCAUGCAUGCGGCAAGCACUGCGGUGUGUGAAAUUGGCUAAGCUCAUCACCCUGCAGCUUCACUUCCUCAAUCAUGGACAGGACCACCGUGUUGUCAACCUGCGACCAGCAGAACUGCUCAGUGCCGUUGUAGCUCUGCCACGCUGUUACCAGUCGUUUGUAGUAGCAGAGGCGUACGAUUAUAGCCCUGACUGGGCAGAGGUCCUGUAUCAGAAGGUGAUUCUGAGAGGAGAAUUCUCUUACCUGGAAGAGUUUAAGCUUCACAGACAACUUUCAGCUAGUCUGUUUGAGGAAAUCUCCAAAAAACUUUUACUCAACAAGCCCCCAAACAGUGCCAGUCAGAACCUGAAGAAACUCCUUCAGCAUUGUGAAGAUAUCUACACCCGCUACAAACUGGCCUACGAGCACAAUUUUAUUGAUGUGGCCAACAUGCUCCUUCAGGACUCCAAAACAAACAGUUACCUUAAUGACCGAUUAAGCACCUAGCUACUACAUUAACACGCUUCUCCUUAACAGUCCACUUCUUUCACACAGAGUCAAGUGUUAUGAUCCCGUCGUAACUACGGUGCCAAAUCUGAAACUUUCAUACUUUUUUGACUUUGGUAACUCUCUGUGACAGAGUUUCAUGCGCAUCCUUUUCAGUAGCAUUUGAAAUCAUAGCUUUACUUUUUCCAGAUAUGGCUUUUGUGCUUUAAUUGCACUAUUGGUCCAUCUGAUGAAAGGAAGUGCUUUUCCUUUAAGUCUUUAAUGGAGAGAAAUAACUAAGUGUACAUAUUUAAGAGAUUAAAUU